CAUAGCAAUAAAAUAAGACAUGUAAUUUCUGAAACAAGGCAUAAUUAAAUGGAUAAAUUAAAUAAGAAAACUUACUUCAACAAGAUCUGAGUAUCGGAAGAGAUCCGGACUACAAUUUCCUCCGAGAAAUUAAAAAUUUAAACUUGAACUACUAAAACUACUAGAGAUUAUGAAAUGCUAGAGGAGGAGAAGAAUGGAGUGAAGAUGAUGGAAAUGGGGAGGGGGCGGGUUGCUUUUGUAGGCCCCAGAGUUAGGGCAUCCAAGUUGGGGCGUCUAAGUCCGAGCCUCCAACUCUGGAAGCUCCAACAUCGGGUCGAACAAGCUCCAACAUCACCCCCAGGUUCAUUUGUCCAGGUUCCAGGCCAACGGGGUCAUGCUAGUGGGAGAUUGUUGAAUAUGCCCUCCCCUUCCUUCUCUCUCCCUACUUUAUUUUCUCCGCCAAUUAACAUUCACACAUUUGCCUCUCCCCCUAUCUUGGAACGGAUCAGCAGUGGCGGCAGGAAGGUAGGCGGCACUCCGGCGAGGGAGGAAGAAAAAGGAAAAGAAGAGGAAGGAAGGGAGAGUUCGUGCGUUGACUAUUCUUGAAACGCGACCACCAUUCGUAUCGUCUUCAUUCGUCAACGCCACGUUCUAGAGGUAGACUUGAUGAACCUGAAGCCUAUCCCGGAGGGACACGAGAAUGGAUAGAUCAACGGACAGUGGAUGGGG
Messenger RNA from Cuscuta campestris, 708 nucleotides. Lineage: Eukaryota; Viridiplantae; Streptophyta; Magnoliopsida; Solanales; Convolvulaceae. The record is from the annotation of a GenBank genome assembly.